AUGCUCUCAACAGCGACGAACGGCGACAUCGAGGCCGGCCCCGAGCCUGCGUCGGUGCCCAGCCAAGCCCAGAAUGUAAACCCGAUGAUGCUGACGGUACCGUCGAUCGAGAUCGAGGAGCCGCAGGAUGCGGACGCACCGCCAUCAACCCCAACCACCUAUCAAAAGCGGCCGGCGUCGGUGUACUCCGUCGGCGGCCGGCCUCCUCCGAUCAUCCGCGCCGUCUCCUACCAGCCGUCCAUCGCGGCGACGACGCACCAGUCGAGCGAACACCACAUCCCGCCGCCCUCGACGCCGGAGGAGAAGUCCAAGUUCACCCGCCGCUACCUGGCCGGCGUCACCGGCAUCAGCUACGCGCUGUUCCUCAUCGUGUUCGGCCUGAUCGCGUUCAUCACCGACGCGGUGGAGAACAACGCGCGCUACCCGCUGGCGGAGGUGUUCGCGCUCUACAUGGUCGCGACCGGCAUCAUCUACUUCGUGUUCCUGUACGUGGACAUCCGGCUGUACGUGUGGCGCGCCCAGAAGGCGCUGCUGGAGCUGCAGAGGAGGCGCGAGCUGUACGAGGAGGAACUACAGCGAAGGGCAGCGCUGAACAACGGGUCGGCGGGCGGGGUGUUGGAGCUGGGCACAGCGAGCGCAAACGGUGUGGUGGAACCGGCGGCCUGGCAGAUGGCACCGCUGAAGCCAAUCCCGCACGACUACUGCUUCGUGACGGGGCGUCACGGGGAGAUCAUCUACCUGAAGCUCGGCGCGACCUGGUUCUGCUUCGGGCUGCUCAUCCACUCGGUGCUACUGCUCUCCUACCAGGGCAUCCUGAUGAACAGCCGCGAUGGCAAGUGGGCCCAGUGCGCGUCGAACACCACCAUCGCGAUGGAGGUGCUCUUCCUCGUAUACUGUCUCUUUUUGAUAUUCUUCUUCUGGAAGUACGCAAACAUUGUCAUCAACCGCUACCGGGGACUGGCCCGGUUCGGUAUCAUGCACGCCAUCGGCACCGCGCUCGCCUUCUGGGUGCUGACGAUUGUGCGCGAGACGGUGGUAGCGAUUCGCAUCAAGCAGUCCUACUACGACGACUACUCGAUCGGCGAGAACUCCACCUACUCGGAGGCGGAGGUAGGCAGGCAAGAGCGGGACUCGUCCAUGCUCGCGCCAGGCGACUGCCCAGGCCCGGAGGAGCUCAACCAGGUGCUGGCGUCCUUCUCACCCUACCUAUACCCCUUCGUAAUCGAGUUCAAUAUCCUGAUCGUGGGGCUGCUGUACAUGAUUUACGCCAACAUCAGCAAGUGCCCGAAAAAGAUCACGGUCAAGGGACACCGGGGGCAUGGCGGGUCACACCACGGGCACGGCAGUGUGCACGGUGACCACGUCUCCAAGGGUGGAGGCAGUGUGCUCGACUUUGACGGCAAAAGCGAAUGCAGCGAUCAUUGCGACGAUACGCUCGAUCACGAGGCGCAGGUGAAGACCCGGCUGGUCGUGUACGGUGACUGUCAGCACGCCAGUCGGGGUCUGUUCGCCGGUCUCAUCCUGGUCGUCGCCACCAUCGUCGUCAUCAUACUGUUCCACAUCGCCUCCAGAGACGAUGACUACCGCGACACGGGCAUUCUGCUGGACGGUAUCUUCGAGGUGACGGUCCUCGGUAUCAUGAUCCUCGCGACCGUCGCCGCCUACUUCCAGACGUCCAAGCUCGACAUCAAUCCGCACCCGAUCUCGCGCCUCGACGACGUGCUGCUGUUCAUCGCCAUACCGGCGUUCUUCUCCGAGACGCUGUUCAGCAUGAUACCGGCGUUCGAGAACAGCUCCAUCCUGAACGGCUUCAUCGUGUUCACGCAGAUCGUCCAGGUGCUGCUGCAGACGCCCUGGAUAUGCGACGCCCUGCGGCGCUGCUCCAACACCGAGGAGCUGCAGAAGAAGAAGCCGGGCAAGGAGCUGGUAACGUUCAUGACCAUCGCGAACGUGUCGCUCUGGAUCUACUACACGUUCGCCGUCAAAACGGGCGACUUUGGUGACGAGCGCUACGACUACUACGGGGACGUACUGUGGUCCAUCCUGAACCACCUGUCCCUGCCACUGAUCAUGUUCUACCGGUUCCACUCGUCCGUGUGUCUGGUCGACAUCUGGAGGCAUUCCUACGAACCUGGCGAGCUUGCCCACUGA
Molecule: messenger RNA, 2151 nt
Organism: Anopheles coustani
Lineage: Eukaryota; Metazoa; Arthropoda; Insecta; Diptera; Culicidae
Product: proton channel OtopLc-like
Exons: 4
Coding region: 1-2151 (716 amino acids)
Biological process (GO): proton transmembrane transport
Cellular component (GO): membrane
Molecular function (GO): proton channel activity
Source: RefSeq, a predicted model, not a curated record